Perca flavescens (yellow perch) is the source of this 4719-nucleotide messenger RNA. It is a transcript of the gene lnpkb, whose product is annotated as lunapark, ER junction formation factor. The record is from RefSeq and is a predicted model, not a curated record. Gene Ontology annotation, cellular component: endoplasmic reticulum tubular network. Gene Ontology annotation, biological process: endoplasmic reticulum tubular network organization. NCBI's taxonomy places the organism in Eukaryota, Metazoa, Chordata, Actinopteri, Perciformes, Percidae.
GCGUGCUCUGUGUUUACUAGGUCUAGAGAGAUGUUCCGUCAUUUCCGGUUUUCAUUUUUUAAUACAGAUUAGCACCGCCUGCUUAUGGAGAGGUAGGCUAUUACGUCUCGCACACGCGGAGAACGUACGCUCAAGUUGGCGUCGCUUCGGUGUGUGUUCCGAGGCACUUUUUUGACCUCGGGGAGUCGACUGAUUCCAAGACAUUCCAAAAAUUAAAAUUAAAAUCAACUAGGCUAUUGAAUAACACUGCUUUAAUCAAUUAGUUUUGAUUUAAUUGAAAAAUAUGUCAAGUUGUUUCUGAAUGCAGUCCUUCUCUUAGUCUAAACGCUUAAACACAUGGCAAAAAAAACUCAAUCAAUGGCUUGACCAAAGGACCCGUGGAUGUAUAAUAAAACGAAAGGACCAGAAAAGAUUACAACGCAAAGGACUGUGGGAAACAAGUCUCCCGGGUGACGUCAUCCAUGUGUUACGUCCGUUACGUCUUCACGCCGCGCCAACUCAAGCUUGGCAGUUGAGAUGUCAGGUAAAAGGGAAAGUCUUUGGUUUGCUAGUUUCUGCAACUUGACUAAAUUGCCGCUUAACAGAAACACCACCUAAUUGAACCAAAGGAAUCAAAGAGGGGACUACUGUAAUUUGCAGAUAUGGGGGGCCUGAUAUCCCGAUGGAAGAAAAAGCCAACCACAAUUGAGCUGCUGGAGAACCAUGAAAAGGAGAUUAAAGAGCUGGAGGAGUUCAGAGCCAAAAACCAACGUUUGCAAAAGCUGUGGGUUGGCCGGUUGCUUCUCUACUCGUCACUCCUAUACCUGUUGACCUCUCUGGUCGUGUACUGUCUCUACCUACCAGAACAAUGGUUGCCGAGAAUAGCCAUGACUCUGCCUUUCUUCAUAUACCCCGUGCUGGUCUGGCUCAUCAGAAAGUUGUUGAUCUUUCUCUUUUCCAAACGCACUGAGAGAAACAAUGAUAAACUGGAAGAUUUAAAGGCUUCCAAAAAAAAGAUUCUGGAGGAAGUGAUGGAAACAGAGACGUACAAAAACGCCAAACUCAUCCUGGAACGCUUUGAUCCCGAAGCUAAGAAGAAAGCUGAGCUGGAGUCGACUCCGGUGCGUCCUCAGAUGACUCCCAGGCCAGGACAAGAGAUUCGACAGAGAGGGGUGGCAAUGAGACCCAUGCCGAUGAUGGGCACCCCGACUGCAAUGGCAACGUCUCCUCAACCUGGAGCAGGGCCCCGAUAUGGACCAGGGGGCACACCUGUGGAACGUGGCCCUCUCUCAGCUCCAGGAGGACCGCCGGAGAGAUCUGCUCUGUCUGCCUCUUCCCUCCAGGGGGCGGUACCCAGGACCCCCUGCUCUCCAAUACCAGGAGUAGGCAUGCACCCACCAGGUCCCCCAUUAGCAAGACCAAUUUUGCCCAAAGACAGGGGAGCCGUGGACCGAGUCAUUGAAUACCUUGUAGGGGAUGGACCACAGAACAGAUACGCUUUGAUCUGCCAACAGUGUUUUUCUCAUAAUGGCAUGGCUCUGAAAGAAGAGUUUGAAUAUCUAGCGUUCCGUUGUGCGUAUUGCUACUUCCUGAAUCCAGCCAGGAAGACACGCCCUCAGGCUCCCAGGCUUCCAGAGUUCAGCUACGAGAGGAGGCUGCGAGCAGAAUCACGUUCCCCUGGACCAACGCCGCGUUCUGGGACAGACACAGAGGAGAGUGCACCCCCUUCUGGAGAUGAGAGAGAGUUGGUAGAAGAUGAAGGACCCACUAAAGAAGUAGAGAGUGAGAGCCAAUCAGUGGAGCAGCAGCAGCAGCAGCAGCAGCAGCAGCAGCAGGAGGAGGAGCAGGAGGAGGAGGAAGAAGAUGGGGUUCAGAAGGAGGAAGAGGUGGAAUCAGAGCAGAGUCCCAGCGCCCCCUGUGAGACAGAGUCUCAGCCAUCGUAGUUGCAGAGAGUCCAGAAGAGGGCCAGGGCUGUCGGGUCAUUCGGUCCAAACUAAAGGUGUUGGUAUUGGCCAUGAUAGACAGGUGGCAUUUUUAAGCAAUAUAAGUGAACAAGGAUUGUCACCAACAAUAGUUGAACAAUAUUGUUUUUCCUUGCAACCAAAAACUACAUCAAUCACACUUUUGCUUUUGUCUAAAUGACUAAGACAAACCACGUAGAGGAGAUUAUGUAGGCGAUGUAGUAAAUGGUGUGUAUUCUUAAUGAAAAACAUUAACAUACUGCAUUAUGUUCAUCAUAUGUAAUAAUACAGUUGUCUAACUUUAUUGCCUAAAACGAUGCCAACGUAUCAUGGCCUUUUGAGUUUGAUUGACUGCGAAGGUGUCAGGUUGAUGAUUGUAGUUUAAAUCUUAAGGCUUUUUUUUCUCGAUAGAGCAGUUGGCUGCUGAUGAUGCUCUGUAUGUGGGCACUGACAUAGUCAGUAUUCUAUAAUUUACCCUAUAAGGUUCUUUUAGGCAUGAUUUGUUAAAAGUUGUGAUUUUAGAUAGAGCUGCUGGUUCACAAAUGGUUUGUCUUUAGGCGCAGCAGAAACUUAAACAUGCUUAAAUCUUAAUUCCUUCACUGACCCUGACCCCACUCAGUAUCUAGGGUUUCUGUGUAAUUUGCUAAAUAUCAGUUUAUUACAGUAUGUUUACAUUUAAAAUGUAAGUACAUUACAUACAUGUUAUUUAUAGUUUUGUUGAUUGGUGAGAAAACAUGAAAUCAAACCGAGUGCAACUUGAAGACAAACCUGCUGUGUAUCAGGACAUCAUCAAUUGUGUUAACAGUAUGAUAUUAAGUUUCAAAGUCCUGCUAUAGCUUUCUUCAUCUCCUGCUUUUCAUCCCCGCCCAUUUUGUUUGGAUACAUUUGUUAUACCCACAUUUUACCAAACACUGACACAUGUCAACAUUUUGUCCUGCUGAAUCUUUGUUUUAUUUUAGGAUGUUUUUGUCCCAGACGAGAGGUAUACCCAGAAAACGCAGCUAAUGUUCUCCUCGUUAGCUGCACUCACAUUUGCAAGAAAAUGGAUGGCACUAACCAGAGAGAGCAGCUGCUGCAAGUCUAUACAUUGACUGUUGUUGACCAUUCAUGCCUUUGUUUACUCUUUGUUGGUGAGGAAGUCCCAUGCGGUCUAACGUUUUCGUAGGCCAACUUGUAUCAGCAACAAAUGAUGUUAAAUGUCCCACUUAUUACUGCAGUUACCCAGACCAAUGUGUGCAGAUUCAGAUCAGCCAUCAGUGGUGCAGGAGAAAAUGUGUGUUUUAAGCAGAGGCGCAUGUUUGUAGACUAUUUUGAAUGUGUGGUAAAAACCAUAUAACCCUGCUGCUAUAUCUGCACUCUCCCUCGAUAGAAACAUCCGGACUCAUCCGGUCUUCAUUUCCUAACCUAGAUUGUAUUGUAGUGUUGGAUAAGUAAACCUCUACAAUUGAUUUGAGUUGUUGGGUUUUAUGAAGGUCUUUGUUUGAAGUAGGGAUUUGCAAUGCAGGAGUACAUGGGGAUAACCACACAGAAGGGCCCUGCUGCCCAUGUUGAUGAGUUGAACUUAAAAUGAAACCGAUUCUGACUAAACUGAACAUUUUGGAAGGUGAAAUAAUUUAACAGACUGGAGCUAAAACUGCCAAUUUAUCUGUAUCUAGUUAUUGCCAAUCAUCAAAGUUCUCAAUAGGAAUAUAAUUUGCCAAAUGCUGUUUUAUCUGUAUUUCAAGACUUGCACUGAGUUUCUCUUUGUAUUUAUUUGGCCAUAUUUAUGUAUGUAUAUUUAAGUAUGGCUGCACGGUUUAGUUUUAAUCCUUUUGAGAUCUAGUCUUUAAUUGCCAUGGUAUUGAAACAACUGCUUAAAAGUAUAGGCCUGGUUUGCAUUCUGUAGCAUUUGUUGAAAUAUUUUGGUAUUUUCUUCUUUUGUUUACUUUCAUUUUAAGUGUUUUAAAAGUGCGUGCCUUGGUUGCUACAGUUAUUUUCACGAGUUUACAGUGUAAUCUGCCCUGUGUCUAGCUACUGUAGCAGCAUACGAAGUAGGAGGUUCAUGGUUCGUUUGACCAGCACUAGCACCUCAUGUUUUUGACAAUAAUUUCUCAGUUUGUUAUGAAAUGGAACCAGAAGAAAUAGUGAGUGUCUAUGCAAAUGUAAAUAUGUGGUAUCACCUGUGUUGUACAGGUCUGGUCCUAGAAACAAACACAGGCUAUGUGGGCAACGUAUUCUUGAGGGGGGUACACAGACAACACAAUACAUUCUGUUUAAUAUGUGUUUUAGUUUUUGAUUUUCACACUAAUUCUGUGUGUGUUUCUAGUUAGUUGUUGACCUCGAAACCUAGCAACAACCCAGAAUCAUUUGGCAGAAGUUGGCCUUAAAGGUUUGGGCUAGCCUUUGGAGUCUGUACAUGGCAGCAAAUGUGCUUUUGGACAAACCUUUUGUUGAAUGUUGAAGAGAGACCUUGUAAUGAAUUUACAGCUGCCUGACUCCACAGCUUGACAUGAUUUUUGAUUGACUUGUGGUUAGCUGAAUGGUUCCAGUGUUAACAAGCUCUUAAAUCCCACUUAAUACCUGCUGGUGGUGAAAAUGUGGUAAAAAUUCUAAUUAUGAAGCUGUCACUUAUAUUUAAUAUUUAAAAAAAAACUUCUUGACGUGUGUAAUACCUGUUUACUUUGCAUUUGUAGUUUGUUUUUUCUCUGCUAGAUUUAUCAGUUACCUUUCUGCCAACGCUGGUUGUCAUUAAGUAGGCGCAUGGCACGUCUUAAUAAAAGUUUUUCCAACAACAAAACAA